Messenger RNA from Acanthosepion pharaonis, 1968 nucleotides. The record is from the annotation of a GenBank genome assembly. NCBI's taxonomy places the organism in Eukaryota, Metazoa, Mollusca, Cephalopoda, Sepiida, Sepiidae.
AUGCUUACGUCUUUUUCUUCUUUUAAUAUAUUUCUUCCGCCUCUUUUUAUAUAUACCUUUCUUCUCUCCUAUCAUUUUAAAUCUUAUUUUUUACUUUCUGUUUCAGAAUUCUUUCGCUUCUCGAAUUUCUUUCUUCCACGUUCAACAUCUCCAUCUAUGCCGCUUCAUUUCAUCAUCCAGUCCGAAAAGGAAACCCUUGUGCCCCUGAGCAAGACAACAUGUCCUGCUGUGCACAGGCCUCUGCCCAACACGUGUCUCGCCAUGCAGAUUUGUUUACCGAACGUCCCGCUUAUUCAGCUGGAUUCGCGCUGCGAACUUUUCUUCUGGCGACACCAAUCUGCGAAACGCGACACCAAUCUACGGGCGAAGAGGCGAGACCAAUCUGCGAGCGAAGAGGCAACACCCAUCUACGGGCGAGACGCGACACCAAUCUACGAGCGAAGAGGCAACACCCAUCUACGGUCGAGACGCGACGCAAUCUACGGGCGAAGAGGCAACACCCAUCUACGGUCGAGACGCGACACCAAUCUACGAGCGAAGAGGCAACACCCAUCUACGGGCGAGACGCGACACCAAUCUACGGGCGAAGCUGUGACACCAGUCUACGGGCGAAGAGAUCACACGAAUCUACGGGCGAAGAGGCGACACCAAUCUACGGGCGAAGAGGCGACACCAAUCUACAGGCGAAGAUGCGACACCAACCUACGUGCGAAGAGGCGACACCAAUCUACGGGCGAAGAGGCAACACCCAUCUACGGGCGAGACGUGACACCAAUCUACGGGCGAAGAGGCAACACCCAUCUACGGGCGAGAGGUGACACCAAUUUACGGGCGAAGAGGCAACACCCAUCUACGGGCGAAGAGGCAACACCCAUCUACGGGCGAGACGUGACACCAAUCUACGGGCGAAGAGGCGACACGAAUCUACGGGCGAAGAGGCGACACGAAUCUACGAGCGAAGAGGCAACACCCAUAUACGGUGGAGACGCGACACCAAUCUACGGGCGAAGAGGCAACACCCAUCUACGACGCGACACCAAUCUACGGGCGAAGCGAUCACACGAAUCUACGGGCGAAGAGGCGACACCAAUCUACGGGCGAAGAGGCGAUGACCAAUAUACGGGCGAAGAGGCGACACCAAUCUACGGGCGAAGAGGCGACACCAAUCUACGGGCGAAGAGGCAACACCCAUCUACGGGCGAGACGUGUCACCAAUCCACGGGCGAAGAGGCAACACCCAUCUACGGGCGAGAGGUGACGCAAUUUACGGGCGAAGAGGCAACACCCAUCUACGGGCGAAGAGGCAACACCCAUCUACGGGCGAGACGUGACGCAAUCUACGGGCGAAGAGGCGACACGAAUCUACGGGCGAAGAGGCGACACCAAUCUACGAGCGAAGAGGCAACACCCAUCUACGGUCGAGACGCGACACCAAUCUACGGGCGAAGAGGCAACACCCAUCUACGGUCGAGACGCGACACCAAUCUACGAGCGAAGAGGCAACACCCAUCUACGGGCGAGACGCGACACCAAUCUACGGGCGAAGCUGUGACACCAGUCUACGGGCGAAAGAGAUCACACGAAUCUACGGGCGAAGAGGCGACACCAAUCUACGGGCGAAGAGGCGACGCAAUCUACAGGCGAAGAUGCGACACCAACCUACGUGCGAAGAGGCGACACCAAUCUACGGGCGAAGAGGCAACACCCAUCUACGGGCGAGACCUGACACCAAUCUACGGGCGAAGAGGCAACACCCAUCUACGGGCGAGAGGUGACACCAAUUUACGGGCGAAGAGGCAACACCCAUCUACGGGCGAAGAGGCAACACCCAUCUACGGGCGAGAUGCGACACCCAUCUACUGGCGAAGAUGCGACACCAAUCUACGCGUGAAGUCGCAACACCAAUCUACGAGUGAAGACGCGGCACUCGAAAACCUUCGAAGGUUAAACAUUGUCGCACGUGUAUAA